Serpula lacrymans var. lacrymans S7.9 is the source of this 735-nucleotide messenger RNA. RefSeq lists its product as uncharacterized. The transcript has 3 exons. Gene Ontology annotation, biological process: protein import into nucleus. Gene Ontology annotation, molecular function: guanyl-nucleotide exchange factor activity; small GTPase binding. The record is from RefSeq and is a predicted model, not a curated record. The coding region runs from base 67 to 606 and encodes 179 amino acids. Gene Ontology annotation, cellular component: nucleus. Lineage: Eukaryota; Fungi; Basidiomycota; Agaricomycetes; Boletales; Serpulaceae.
AGACGUUCAUUUUCUCCAAACGGGCAACGUUUGGCAGCUCAGCGCUCAGUCCUCAGCUCCGUUCUCAUGCCAGCUCCAGCUCAAAAGGAGCUUUUCGGUGGUGCGAUUGUCGCAGAUUUACCCCCGCGAGUGAUUGAUGUCUCAAACUUGCGUCAGGUUCCUGAUAAUCAAGAGGUUUUUGUUUACGCUGAAAAUAGCGUGAGCUUUGUGAUAGAGAUAUUGGAAGCAGUGGCUGCUCCAGACGAUCACGGAGCUGCAAGAUUUCACUUUGACUCCUUGGCACACGACAAUGAUGCCGAGGGAUGCACUGUCCUUGACAUACAAGACGUGAUAAACGAUAGAGGCGAUGAUACUCCAUCCCCAAUCGUUUUGCAAGGGACUCAGCAGAUCCGGAAAUACAAUCGGCCGGUGCUUGACCAAGUAGAGAUAAUGCUGUCUCUUUUCCGAGUGAAGAGGAAAGAUAUCGACAUUGUCGUAACAGUCAACAUUCCUGUGUUAGCAGCAGAUGGGGGCGCGAUCUCCAGGGAGCGUGUGGCAGGAAUCAAGACAGAUUUCGAUAAACUAGUCCGCUCUCUACAGAUAAUCGACUACAGUCUCUUUGCAUAGCUACCAGUCUAGGCACUCGUACCAAGGCAAAUAAGCUCUCUCGCAAUCUACAUGCCCGCUAGCUCGCCCCAAUUUACACCGCCUAGCAUUUCCAUUACUUUGCCAUUCAGUCGUGAACAACUUUUUGCG